Molecule: messenger RNA, 480 nt
Organism: Saimiri boliviensis boliviensis (Bolivian squirrel monkey)
Lineage: Eukaryota; Metazoa; Chordata; Mammalia; Primates; Cebidae
Product: KH homology domain-containing protein 1-like
Cellular component (GO): cytoplasm
Molecular function (GO): RNA binding
Source: RefSeq, a predicted model, not a curated record
AUGGACAUGGGAACAAGAACUGUCACCGAGCAGCCAUGGUGGACCCUGCCUGAAAACUUUGUUGCUCCGAUGGUGGUCCACAUGGAAGCGGACCAGGAGGAGCUUAUCUUCGGGCACAAUGACACAUACCUUCCCUGCAUCGAGAUGAACAGCCGCACCCUUAUCCAGCUGGAGAGCUGGUUCACAGCUACAGGCCAGACUCGUGUGACUGUAGUGGGACCACGCAGGGCCAGGCAGUGGCUGCUGCACAUGUUCUGUUGCGUGGGGAGCCAGGACCCCUGUCGUCAUGCUCGAGGUCUCGAGAUGCUGGAGCGUGUGCGGAGCCAGCCCCUGACCAACAAUGACCUGGUCGCCUCCAUUAGCGUGCCACUGUACACUGGAGACCUGUCUGUGUCUCCCAGGAUAAGUGGAACCAUCUGUUUUAGCUUUCGUCAGCCUUCCCCUUACCGAGUGAUUGGCUACUCGGAAUUCCAUCUCUGA